Molecule: messenger RNA, 1023 nt
Organism: Saccostrea echinata
Lineage: Eukaryota; Metazoa; Mollusca; Bivalvia; Ostreida; Ostreidae
Product: M-phase inducer phosphatase 1-like
Exons: 8
Coding region: 1-999 (332 amino acids)
Biological process (GO): positive regulation of G2/M transition of mitotic cell cycle; G2/M transition of mitotic cell cycle; protein dephosphorylation
Cellular component (GO): nucleus; cytoplasm
Molecular function (GO): thiosulfate-cyanide sulfurtransferase activity; protein tyrosine phosphatase activity
Source: RefSeq, a predicted model, not a curated record
AUGUAUACUCCUGGAAAGUUAGAUGCAGUAAUGGACUCGGACUUCGACCUCGGGUGCCUGCCUCUUCCUCGGCGUGUUCUUUUCUCUGAUGUCAAACAGGCGCUGUUCGAAGAUGAAGACUCGGGACUUGGAAUGGAUGAGAUUACGACAGUUGAAGAAGCAAGCAUGGACACCAACACUUCCACAGUACAAUCAUUGUUAGAGCGACCAUUUGCCAGCAUUUCGCCAUCGCCCUCCAUUCAAAUGCGACGACCACUGAAAAGAACAGAAAGAUUAACGGAAACCGACGACGGAAGUCUGCGGAAACGAACGAAAUAUGCCGAUGGUAGACGGAGCCUCAAGAAGUCCCUAUCUUUUGGUGACAAACCCUUAGAUGACCAGGAUGAUAUUAAAGCUGCAGUGGGGAGAAUGGUGGAGACGUCGGAUCUUAUUGGAGACGGAAGUCAGACAUGUAGUCUUCCAACAAUUCCUGGAAAGCACUCGGAUCUGAAGAGCAUCACGAAUGAUACGGUUGUAGAUAUUAUUUCCGGGAAGUAUGAUGACGUCAUUGGGAGUUACCUCAUUGUCGACUGCAGAUAUCCAUAUGAGUACGAAGGCGGUCAUGUGCCUGGUGCCAUUAACGUUCAUCGACCAGAGGGUAUCCAAAGUAUUUUGGAACAUCAUCAGAGCAUGCGCAAUACGGCUGCCGGCAAACGUCAUAUUGUCAUCUUCUACUGCGAGUUCUCUUCUGAAAGAGGUCCACGAAUGUGUCGCAAAGUGAGAGAGGCUGACCGGAACCUAAACAAGGAGAACUAUCCCUAUCUCAACUUUCCGGAAGUCUACGUCAUGCACAACGGGUUCAAGGCCUUCUACGAGACACAUAAGAAUUUAUGUGAGCCUCAGGGGUACACGCCAAUGCUUCACAAAGAUUUCUCCGAUGACUUGCGUCAUUUCCGGUCCAAAUCCAAGUCCUGGAGUGGCGGAUCCAAGCGUCGCAGUAUGGGGCAUCGUCUUUUCUGAGUGUCCAUUUGCGUAUUUAAUAGC